Molecule: messenger RNA, 9274 nt
Organism: Miniopterus natalensis
Lineage: Eukaryota; Metazoa; Chordata; Mammalia; Chiroptera; Miniopteridae
Source: RefSeq, a predicted model, not a curated record
GGCUCCGGAGGGUGAUCAGAUAAGGGUGAGCUGUGGCCAGCACGCCAUCGCCUCCUGGAACUGCCUGCUCCCAGCUGUCCUGUCCUGAGGUAGGCGAGGAGGUCAGCAACCUGGGCGGAGCAAGGGAACUUCUUUAGAACAGACCCCUCGAUCCCCUACCCUCGGGUUAGCCCAGAGCAAGCUGGUUGGUCAGUCACCCGGGGUCCAGAGCACCUAGAGAUUGUGUGCAGCGUGCUGUGUGUGCCUUGUCUCUGGUGAGAGCCCAGCUUUCUUCAGCUUUCCCUGACCUCCCCAGCCUCCCAAAAGAGAAAAGAAGCACUGACUUAAGGAUGAAGAAGGGACCGCUCUGACCUGCACUGGCAGGACUUCAUCUGAGAGAGGAAAGGUAGAAGGACACUCAGGGCUUCACCUGACCUUGGAUCGGGUUUCCAUGGGAGCCUCUUCCCAGAUGCCUGCUCCAAUCUCAGGCUGUUCCCAGCCCUGCCCAUGGCUCUCACUGCGGCACAGACACGAUGUCUUAUACAUGGCAGGCACUCGGUACAUACUUGUUGAACAAACAGGGACUCUAACAACACUGCUGCCAAGAAAAAUAGGAUUACAUCACAGUGCCAUAAUAAAAUGUGACAUACUGACCCUAGUAUUCCAUGACCAUCACUGCCAUCAUUACGUGGCUUGUGGUCCAUGAGCUCCCGGUGGCUCCCACGCCUUUCUCCUUCCUGACCUCAUUCCACUAACCCUGCCGCUGCUGACAUUGGCGCAGUUUUGUUUUUCCCCCUCCUGAUAAUGAAAACUUUUGCUAGGCUCCAUGGCAGCCUUGGUUCAGAUAAUUACCUCUGGUUGAAGGAGGCUCCCAGGCUCUGACACGUGCAGACCUCUCGCCCUGCCCUCCUCACUGCUGCUGUUGUGUUGCAUGUUUUAGUGCUCAGCCACUGCGAAAAGCCUCCAUCCCAGAGCCAGGAUGGCUUUAUAGCUGUAGGCUCUAUUUUUAACAACGCCAGCUUCCUAGGAAAGUCUUCGGUCUGUCACAGGAUCACAUGCCCUCCAGCUCUCUCUCUACUCCUGCCCGGCCUGGCCCUGCUUGCUUCUCCUGCCUCAUACAGUCACUCUUGCCUUUGGGCUCCUAUAACCCUGCAUGCUUACCUCGGCAACUGCAUUUACCACCUUGCAUUGUGGUUGCCUUUUAUUUAUCUGAUCUCCCUUCAAGCACGGGCUUCCUUUAUAGCACAGUGCCUAGCACAUAUCAAGUUCAUUCAUUCACUCAACAAACAUUUACUGAGCACCUACCAUGUGCAAGGCAUUGUUCUAGACUCUUGGAAUACACCAGUGAACAAAACAAACCAAAACUGCCUGUAUUCUCAGAGCUCACAUUCCAGUAUGGAAGAUGAACCACAAUAAAUGAGUAAAUUAGAAGUUAGAAAGUGAUAAGCACUAUGUAAAAAACAGCAGAGUGUGUGGAAGUGGGAAUUAAAUUUGACAGGAUUCAGGAGACAUAAGUGGAAAUCCUUCUUUUCCUCCCUGACUCAGUUUAACAAGUGACCCCCAUGCCCUUGACAUAAUUUUUGUACUUUGCACCAUGACUGCAUUUGGUAGAUUCCUCUAACCAAACUUUGGUGACCCCUGAUAAAUAUAAAUAGAUUUGAAAAGAAUAUGUUGAGAUGUAACACUUUAAACCAGUCAGAUUAGGUAGAUCACUCGUACAUGUCAAUCUUUUUUAUGCGCAGCACACACAGAACAUAUUUGUCCGGCAUACUUAGGUUUCCCAGAGCCUGAGGGUGGCACUGUCCCAGUGCACCUGGAAUUCAUUUCAGCCACCUGGCUGUAGUCAGCGAACCUCAGCCUGCUUUAGAUCACCUGGAUGAUAGAGAUGCAGAGUCUUGAGGCUCACUGAGUUCUGGGGGAAGGCCUGGGACUCUGCUUUUUUCACACCUCUCCUUGCUGUUUUGGUGCUGGUGGUCUUUGGACCCCACUUGAGGAACACUGCUGGGCAGCACAGCAGAGGUAGAUGGAAAAUCACAAUAUUUGCCGUGUCCUUGUAUUUGAAGUUGGGAGCUAAGGAAAGAAUGAUGUAAAGCAGGGGUUUCUCAAACUUAUACAUGCAUCAGACUCCCCUGUAGGGCCUGAUAUAAUGGGGUUGCCUGGCCCACCCCAGAGUUGCAGGAUGGGCCUGAGUGUGUGCAUUUCCAAACCGGAUCCAGCUGAGGUUGAUGCUGCUGCCCACGGGCCCCACUCUGAGAGCCACUCAUGUAAAUCAUUUAGGAAGCAUGUGUACUUAGGAAUGUGGAUUCCUGUAGCUAAAUUCACAAAGACAAAAGUGGGGUUCAUUUUUGGAAGAUAAGACUAAACCCUUUAGUCAGAAAGCAUCAAAAAAUAGAUCUGAGAAACUAAAUCAGAAUAAAUUUCCUCUUUGAUAAAAAUGCUGCUCUGUGACCUACCCUCACAUGUCUGCCUGCUAACCUGUGAUGUGCUGGUGAAUGUGUAACAACCGAUUGUUAGGGACCAAGGGUGGAGGGGGCAGAUCUGUAUCACUUGCCCGUUUCUGUCCACCACGGCCAGUGUAAAGCUACCAUCGUGGAGUCACUGAGCAUGGGACUGGGAAGAGCUGCUCGGUGGCUCUCUAAAGCCCACAGGAGCCAGCUCUGCACACCACUGCCUCCAGCUCCUGGAGGGGUUUGCAGCCUUUCAUGCAGCGUCUCAUUGUCCAGCUAGUUAUAGGUCACAGUGUCCAGGUUAAGCAAGGACUGUUUCCAUCUAGGCUGUGGUUACAGUCUGAAUACAUAAACCCAAACGACCCAUCUUUCCUGCUUGUGGCCUGUAGUGUUUGUGGAGCCCUAGAGUUUUGCCUCUAAGUGCUGGGCCCAGCUCAGGUCCAGGUGACAAACCCCUUGGGAAAGUCUCCUUCCCCCACAUCCUGGAAGGUUCCAGAUCUCUGUCUAUAGCUGUAAGAGCUGAGGCACUUCCGAUACCAAGCUCGGGGCGAAGAUUUAAUGCCAUGUAAACCCAAGUGAGCUAAAACCAUUCCUUGCUGAAUUAAUUAUUUUUCAAGGCAACCGCUUUCUUAGACAAGUGAGUAGAAAACAUUAGGGAAUUUUGUUUGUUUGUUUGUUCCAUAAAAUAAAACAACAGAGAGCCAGAGCUCUCUUAAGGCAGAGCCUGCAAACGUCCCUGACAGUUCAGGUCGCGGUCAUGGGAAGUAUUCUGAAUACAGAUGACACAGGGGUAGCAAUGGCCCCUGAUCCACAGAGACAGAGACCAAGUUCAGGCCCAUUCGUCUCCUCUCGGAUUCUCUCCACUGCCUUCUCUGCCUGCCUCCUCGCUUUGACUCAGUUCUGCUUUCUCUCUUUCCUAACUUUCCUUCAUCUUUCCAGAUGCAGGACGCUAUGGGCUAUGAGUUACCCUGGGUGUAUUUUGUCAGUCUGGUCAUCUUUGGAUCCUUUUUCGUUCUAAAUCUGGUUCUCGGUGUGUUGAGCGGAGAGUUCUCCAAAGAGAGGGAGAAGGCCAAGGCUCGGGGAGAUUUCCAAAAGCUGCGAGAGAAGCAACAGCUGGAAGAGGACCUGAAAGGCUAUCUGGACUGGAUCACACAGGCGGAAGACAUCGACCCCGAGAAUGAAGAUGAAGGCAUGGAUGAGGAGAAACCCCGAAACAUGAGCAUGCCCACAAGUGAGACGGAGUCUGUCAACACUGAGAACGUGGCUGGCGGUGACAUCGAGGGAGAAAACUGUGGGGCCAGGCUGGCCCACCGAAUCUCCAAGUCGAAGUUCAGUCGCUACUGGCGCCGGUGGAAUCGGUUCUGCAGAAGAAAGUGUCGCGCCGCAGUCAAGUCCAACGUCUUCUACUGGCUGGUGAUUUUCCUGGUGUUCCUCAACACGCUCACCAUUGCCUCAGAGCAUUACAACCAGCCUCACUGGCUCACAGAAGUCCAAGACACGGCCAACAAGGCACUCCUGGCCCUUUUCACUGCAGAGAUGCUGCUGAAGAUGUACAGCCUGGGCCUGCAGGCCUACUUCGUGUCCCUCUUCAACCGCUUCGACUGCUUCAUCGUGUGCGGAGGCAUCCUGGAGACCAUCCUGGUGGAGACCAAGGUUAUGUCUCCCUUGGGCAUCUCUGUGCUGAGAUGCGUUCGGCUCCUGAGGAUAUUUAAAAUCACCAGGUACUGGAACUCCUUAAGCAACCUGGUAGCAUCCUUGCUGAACUCCGUGCGCUCCAUCGCCUCCCUGCUGCUGCUCCUCUUCCUCUUCAUCAUCAUCUUCUCCCUCCUGGGGAUGCAGCUCUUCGGAGGAAAGUUCAACUUUGAUGAGAUGCAGACCCGGAGGAGCACAUUUGAUAACUUCCCCCAGUCCCUCCUGACCGUGUUUCAGAUCCUGACCGGGGAGGACUGGAAUUCGGUGAUGUAUGAUGGGAUCAUGGCUUAUGGCGGCCCCUCUUUUCCAGGGAUGUUAGUCUGUAUUUACUUCAUCAUCCUCUUCAUCUGUGGAAACUAUAUCCUACUGAAUGUGUUCUUGGCCAUUGCUGUGGACAACCUGGCUGAUGCUGAGAGCCUCACAUCUGCCCAAAAGGAGGAAGAAGAAGAAAAGGAGAGAAAGAAGCUGGCCAGGACUGCCAGCCCAGAGAAGAAACAGGAGGCGGUGGAGAAGCCGACAGUGGAGGAGACCAAGGAGGAGAAAAUCGAGCUGAAAUCCAUCACAGCUGACGGAGAGUCCCCACCCACCACCAAGAUCAACGUGGAUGACCUGCAGCCCAAUGAAAAUGAGGACAAGAGUGUCUACCCCAACCCAGAAACGACAGGAGAAGAGGAGGAGGAGGAGCCUGAGAUGCCUGUGGGCCCUCGCCCACGCCCUCUCUCUGAGCUGCACCUUAAGGAAAAGGCAGCGCCCAUGCCUGAAGCCAGUGCAUUUUUCAUCUUCAGCCCCACCAACAGGUUUCGCCUCCAGUGCCACCGCAUUGUCAAUGACUCGAUCUUCACCAAUCUGAUCCUCUUCUUCAUCCUGCUCAGCAGCAUUUCCCUGGCUGCUGAGGACCCCGUCCAGCACACCUCCUUCAGGAACCAUAUCCUAGGCAAUGCAGACUAUGUCUUCACUAGUAUCUUUACAUUAGAAAUUAUCCUUAAGAUGACUGCUUAUGGGGCUUUCUUGCACAAGGGCUCCUUUUGCCGGAACUACUUCAACAUCUUGGACCUGCUAGUGGUCAGCGUGUCCCUCAUCUCCUUUGGCAUCCAGUCCAGUGCAAUCAACGUCGUAAAGAUCUUGCGAGUUCUGCGAGUACUCAGGCCCCUGAGAGCCAUCAACAGAGCCAAGGGACUAAAGCAUGUGGUCCAGUGUGUGUUUGUCGCCAUCCGGACCAUUGGCAACAUCGUGAUUGUCACCACACUGCUUCAGUUCAUGUUCGCCUGCAUCGGGGUCCAGCUCUUCAAGGGAAAGCUCUACACCUGUUCAGACAGCUCCAAGCAGACCGAGGCAGAAUGCAAGGGUAACUACAUUACAUACAAGGACGGGGAGGUUGACCACCCCAUCAUACAGCCCCGCAGCUGGGAGAACAGCAAGUUUGACUUUGACAAUGUCCUGGCAGCCAUGAUGGCUCUCUUCACGGUCUCCACCUUUGAGGGGUGGCCAGAGCUGCUGUACCGCUCCAUCGACUCCCACACGGAAGACAAGGGCCCCAUCUACAACUACCGCGUGGAGAUCUCCAUCUUCUUCAUCAUCUACAUCAUCAUCAUUGCCUUCUUCAUGAUGAACAUCUUCGUGGGUUUCGUCAUCGUCACCUUCCAGGAACAGGGAGAGCAGGAGUACAAGAACUGUGAGCUGGACAAAAACCAGCGACAGUGUGUGGAAUACGCCCUGAAGGCCCGGCCCCUGCGGAGGUACAUACCCAAGAACCAGCACCAGUACAAAGUGUGGUAUGUGGUCAACUCCACCUACUUCGAGUACCUGAUGUUCGUACUCAUCCUGCUCAACACCAUCUGCUUGGCCAUGCAGCACUACGGUCAGAGCUGCCUGUUUAAAAUCGCCAUGAACAUCCUCAACAUGCUCUUCACUGGCCUCUUCACUGUGGAGAUGAUUCUGAAGCUUAUUGCCUUUAAACCCAAGGGUUACUUUAGUGAUCCCUGGAAUGUUUUUGACUUCCUCAUCGUAAUUGGCAGCAUAAUUGACGUCAUUCUCAGUGAAACUAAUCACUAUUUCUGUGAUGCAUGGAAUACGUUUGACGCCUUGAUUGUUGUGGGUAGCAUUGUUGAUAUAGCAAUCACCGAGGUAAACCCAACUGAACAUACCCAAUGCUCUCCCUUUAUGAACGCAGAGGAGAACUCCCGCAUCUCCAUCACCUUCUUCCGCCUCUUCCGGGUCAUGCGCCUGGUCAAGCUGCUGAGCCGUGGGGAGGGCAUCCGGACCCUGCUGUGGACCUUCAUCAAGUCCUUCCAGGCCCUGCCCUACGUGGCCCUUCUCAUAGUGAUGUUGUUCUUCAUCUAUGCCGUGAUCGGGAUGCAGGUGUUUGGGAAAAUUGCCCUGAACGACACCACGGAGAUCAACCGGAACAACAACUUUCAGACCUUCCCCCAAGCUGUGCUGCUCCUCUUCAGGUGUGCCACUGGGGAGGCGUGGCAGGACAUCAUGCUGGCCUGCAUGCCAGGGAAGAAGUGCGCCCCGGAGUCUGAGCCCCACAACAGCACGGAAGGGGAGACGCCCUGUGGCAGCAGCUUCGCCGUCUUCUACUUCAUCAGCUUCUACAUGCUCUGUGCCUUCCUGAUCAUCAACCUCUUUGUAGCUGUCAUCAUGGACAACUUUGACUACCUGACAAGGGACUGGUCAAUCCUUGGUCCCCACCAUCUGGACGAAUUUAAAAGAAUCUGGGCAGAGUAUGACCCUGAAGCCAAGGGUCGCAUCAAACACCUGGAUGUGGUGACCCUGCUCCGGCGGAUUCAGCCCCCACUGGGUUUUGGGAAGCUGUGCCCUCACCGUGUGGCUUGCAAACGUCUGGUCUCCAUGAACAUGCCUCUGAACAGUGAUGGGACGGUCAUGUUCAAUGCCACCCUAUUUGCCCUGGUCCGGACAGCCCUGAGGAUCAAAACGGAAGGGAACCUGGAACAAGCCAAUGAGGAGCUCCGGGCCAUAAUCAAGAAGAUCUGGAAGCGGACCAGCAUGAAGCUGCUGGACCAAGUGGUGCCCCCCGCGGGUGAUGAUGAGGUCACAGUUGGCAAGUUUUAUGCUACUUUCCUGAUCCAAGAGUACUUCCGGAAAUUCAAGAAGCGCAAGGAGCAGGGCCUCGUGGGCAAGCCCUCCCAGAGGAACGCCUUGUCCCUGCAGGCUGGCUUGCGCACGCUGCACGACAUCGGGCCUGAGAUCCGACGGGCCAUCUCCGGAGAUCUGACAGCUGAGGAGGAGCUGGACAAAGCCAUGAAGGAGGCUGUGUCUGCUGCCUCUGAAGAUGACAUCUUCAGGAGGGCCGGUGGCCUGUUCGGCAACCAUGUCAGCUACUACCAAAGCGACAGCCGGAGCGCCUUCCCCCAGACCUUCACCACCCAGCGCCCACUGCACAUCAACAAGGCCACUAACAGCCCAGGCGACACCGAGUCUCCGUCCCACGAGAAAUUGGUGGACUCCACCUUCACCCCCAGCAGCUACUCAUCCACUGGCUCCAACGCCAACAUCAACAAUGCCAACAACACUGCCCUGGGCCGCUUUCCCCGCCCCACCGGCUACCCCAGCACCGUCAGUGCUGUGGAGGGCCACGGGCCCCCCUUGUCUCCUGCCAUCCGGGUGCAGGAGGCUUCGUGGAAGCUCAGCUCCAAGAGGUGCCACUCCCGGGAGAGCCAGAUAGCCAUGGUGUGUCGGGAGGAGUUUUCUCAGGACGAGACCUAUGACGUGAGGAUGGGUGAAGACGCAGAGUACUGCAGUGAGCCCAGCCUGGUCUCCACAGAGAAGCUCUCCUAUCAGGAUGAUGAAAACCGACAACUGACACCCCCAGAGGAGGACAAGAGGGACAUCCGGCAGUCUCCAAAGAGGAGCUUCCUCCGCUCUGCCUCCCUAGGUCGAAGGGCCUCCUUCCACCUGGAAUGUCUAAAGCGACAGAAGCAUCAAGGGGGAGACAUAUCUCAGAAGACAGUCCUGCCCUUACAUCUGGUUCAUCACCAGGCAUUGGCAGUGGCAGGCCUGAGCCCCCUCCUCCAGAGAAGCCAUUCUCCCACCACCUUCCCCAGGCCAUGUGCCACGCCCCCUGCCAUGCCCGGCAGCCGAGGCUGGCCCCCGCAGCCCAUCCCCACCCUGCAGCUCGAAGGAACCGAGUCCAGCGAGAAACUCAACAGCAGCUUCCCGUCCGUCCACUGCAGCUCCUGGUCCGUGGAGCCCACGCCUUGUGAGGGUGGCAGCAGCGCCACCCGGAGAGCCCGGCCUGUGUCCCUCACUGUGCCCGGCCAGGCGGGUGCCUGGGGCAGGCAGUUCCACGGUAGCGCCAGCAGUCUGGUGGAAGCGGUCUUGAUUUCGGAAGGACUGGGGCAGUUUGCCCAAGAUCCCAAGUUUAUCGAGGUCACAACCCAGGAGCUGGCUGACGCCUGUGACAUGACCAUAGAGGAGAUGGAGAACGCUGCUGACAACAUCCUCAGUGGGGGCGCCCAGCAGAGCCCCAACGGCACCCUAUUACCUUUUGUUAACUGCAGGGACCGGGGGCAGGACAGAGCAGGGGGCGAAGAGGACGGGCCCUGUGGGCCCAGCCAGGAGUGCCGGAGGAGCGAGGAGGAGCUGCAGGACAGCAGAGCCUACGUCAGCAGCCUGUAGGAGCGGGGCUGGGAGAUGCUGGGUUUUUUAUUUGUCUCAAUGUUCCUAAAGGGUUCGUUUCAGAAGUGCCUCACUGUUCUCGUGACCUGGAGUUAACGGAACAGCGUCUUCAUUCAUUUCGUUGGGACAAGACACAGAGUUGGGUGGUACGGAGAGUGAGCUUUUCGGGGGAAGAAAAGCAGCAACCCCAGUUUGUGUCCAGGGAGGUAGAGGGGAGAGGAGGAGGUGGGAGGGUCGGGGAGGGAGCACCAGAGAAGGCUGCUGCCCUCCCGUGCGGUAUGUCAAGCCCUGUGCCAGGAGCCAGCCUUCCCCUUGGGCACACAAGAGACCCUCCGCUUCCUGUGGUAGCCCUCACCGAAAGGACCUUUGUCAAACGGGUGUCUUUCAACUUUGCUUGUACAAAACUCAUUUUGCACAUAUUGUGUACGAGCCUCACUGUCCCCAUAGAGCCAGGGCCCUGUGGAUCUGCAGAAGGAGGCGGGCAUGACUCCGACCCACCCCCACCCCGCAGAGGG